Molecule: messenger RNA, 517 nt
Organism: Thalassophryne amazonica
Lineage: Eukaryota; Metazoa; Chordata; Actinopteri; Batrachoidiformes; Batrachoididae
Product: placenta-specific gene 8 protein-like
Exons: 5
Coding region: 110-424 (104 amino acids)
Biological process (GO): positive regulation of transcription by RNA polymerase II
Source: RefSeq, a predicted model, not a curated record
UCUGUGCACAUAAAAACUGUUCCACAGUGAUAAAGUCGGCAGGCGUUAUCUGCUCGCACACUGCCUCCAGUCUGUCGUCCUUCAGCUCCGUCUGUUUUUCAUCCUGAUCAUGGCUGUGACCAACCAACCGCGCUCGUACCCUGCAUCUGACUUCCAGACGGGCCUGUGUGAUUUCUGCAGCGACUGUGGAACUUGCUGCUAUGGUUUCUGGUGCUUCCCGUGUCUGGGCUGCUCCAUUGCCAGCGAUAUGGAUGAGUGCUGCCUGUGUGGUCUAUCCGUGACCAUACGGAGCGUCUACAGAACCAGAUACAACAUCAGGGGUUCACUGUGUAAUGAUUUUAUGACUAUGAUGUGCUGUCCGAUCUGCGCCACCUGCCAACUGAAGAGAGACAUCGACCGCAGGAAGGAACAGGGCGUUUUCUGAUCAGAUGCUGUUAUGUCACCAGAGAGGUUGUAAAACUCCUGGAAAUUUGUAGAUGUAGCACUUCAAAGCAAAUUGACUUUAAGCUGGAAAUUU